Cynara cardunculus var. scolymus (artichoke) is the source of this 1615-nucleotide messenger RNA. Its product is annotated as AAA-ATPase At5g17760-like. The record is from RefSeq and is a predicted model, not a curated record. The coding region runs from base 50 to 1501 and encodes 483 amino acids. Lineage: Eukaryota; Viridiplantae; Streptophyta; Magnoliopsida; Asterales; Asteraceae. The transcript is spliced from 3 exons. Gene Ontology annotation, molecular function: ATP binding; ATP hydrolysis activity.
AACACACACCUUCUCAUUCCUCAGUAUCUCACAAAACCAGACAAUAAUAAUGGCGUCUCAAAUCUUCCCGGCGAUGCCGACGCCGUCGUCGCUGCUAUCGGCGUAUGCCACAUUGUCCACCUCCAUCAUCCUCUUCCGUACAAUUUUCGACCAGUUCUUCCCGCCACAACUCCGUCGCUACGUCAUCGAAGCCAUCCAAUUAUACUGGAAACCUAAAUCCUCAAAACUAACUCUCAUCUUUGAGGAGAAAGACGGCAUGACCGGAAAUCAUGUCUUCGAUGCCGCCGAAGCCUAUCUCUGCACCAUGAUCAGUCCUGAUGUCGACCGUCUCAGGAUCACCAAAAACGUCAAAGAAAAUCACAUCAAAAUCAAGUUUGCAGAGUCGGAGGAGUUAGUAGAUUCGUUCGAUGGAAUCUCGCUUACAUGGAAGUACGUCCGUCAGAAGCUACAGCAAAGGCAUGGCGGCGGCGGAGAUGACGAUUUUGUUCUCGGUGGAAAGAGAAGCUCCGGCGGCAACUUUACGCCGGAGACAAAAUACAUCGAACUGAAAUUCGACAAAAAGUACAAAGAUAUUAUAAUAAAUGUUUACUUGCCGUCGGUAAUUGACAAAUUUCAGGAACUUGAAAACCAGAAGAAAGUCGUGAAGAUCCAUAGCCUACAAUCCUACGACGGCGGACCAGGCGGUUACAAGGAAUCGGUGAAUCUAGACCAUCCAUCAACGUUCGAUACAUUGGCCAUGGAUCCGAAGAUGAAGAAGGUGAUUAUCGACGAUUUGGAUCUGUUUUUGAAGAGAAGAGAUUUCUAUAAGAAAGUAGGGAAGGCGUGGAAGAGAGGGUAUCUACUGUACGGUCCGCCGGGGACGGGGAAAUCGAGCUUGAUUGCAGCCAUGGCGAAUUACUUGAAGUUUGAUAUCUACGAUUUACAGUUGACGAAUGUUAGAAGUGAUUCGAGUUUGAAGCAAAUGGUAUUAAGAACAUCCAAUCGAUCGAUAUUGGUGAUUGAAGAUAUCGAUUGUAGCAUACAGUUGCCUGAUCGGAAGGGAGUCCCUCCGUCCAAAUUUUCCGACGUUAAGCCCGUUCGAGAUCCGCAGUUCUCUUUAUCUGGCCUCCUAAAUUUCAUAGACGGACUAUGGUCUUGUUGUGGAGAUGAACGCAUCAUAAUCUUCACCACGAACCACAAAGAAAGACUCGACCCAGCAUUGCUUCGACCAGGGCGAAUGGACAUGCACAUUCUCAUGUCAUACUUGACCUUUGACGGAUUCAAAACACUAGCAGCCAACUAUCUCAAUAUUCACAACCACCGAUAUUUUAGUGAAAUCGAAAAACUGAUUAAUUGCACCAAGGUUACACCAGCAGAGGUGGCAGAGGAACUCAUGAAGUCCAACGACGUUGAGGUUGUGCUCGAAGGGCUCGUGAAGUUUAUCAUACAUAAGAAGAUGGGAGGUGAUGGAAUUAAAGACGGGAGUAAUGAUGGAGAUGAUAAAGUUCAUGAAGGUAUAUAGGCAAAUGGUGUUUCACUGAUUUAGUAGUUAAAUAUUGUUAUCAACAUUUGUAGCUGUUGUUGUAUUCUAUUUAAUAUUUGAUUCAGUUGUAUUAAUUGGAAUACCCAAAAAAAA